UUAGCUCCCAUGGGUUCUCGAGUCAAAGCAGCAGUCCACCUGAAAUAGCUUCUUAAAGUUGUUUGCUUCGCCUCAAUAAGUUUGACUCUUUGCCUUCACUAAUACGACGAUGGUGACCAAAACCGGAUCAUGCCUUUGCGGUGGAAUCAAAGUCCUUAUCCAGGGUGCACCGGCAAUGACCAAUUUGUGCCACUGUACCUCAUGCCAAAAGUUCAGUGGCGCAGUGUUUGCACCUCUUGCUGUGUACAAAACCACGAACAUUACAUUCUCAGAGUCGGAACCGUCACUCAUGAAAACGUAUGAUGAUACGAGCCCAGAGUCCGGACGCGUUGUGAAGCGUAUGUUUUGUGGUCGAUGCGGUAGUUCCCUUGGGGGCGUCCGUGGGGGAAUGGAAGAUAUGACCAUCGUGGUCCUUGGCCUCCUCGACGGCGACAAGUCUGAUUUGAAGCCGCAGUUUGAAUUCUUCCGCAAGAGCAAGGUUGAUUGGAUCGAUUCCGUCUCAGGGUCUCAAUGCUUUGAGACGCUUCCCCCGGGGGCUUGAGGCUAUUUUAUUUCUGAACUGGACGUCUUCAUCGUCUUAGGAAAGGUUCCAAUCAUGAGAAAUUAAGGAUCUGGUUGAUGUGACGAUGUAGCUAAUCCUUUCGCUGACCAUUCUAAUUAGAUUUUGUUUGUGAAGAACAUCUAGUUA
Molecule: messenger RNA, 688 nt
Organism: Xylaria bambusicola
Lineage: Eukaryota; Fungi; Ascomycota; Sordariomycetes; Xylariales; Xylariaceae
Product: glutathione-dependent formaldehyde-activating, GFA
Exons: 2
Coding region: 110-541 (143 amino acids)
Molecular function (GO): carbon-sulfur lyase activity
Source: RefSeq, a predicted model, not a curated record